GUCUAAACUCACUCACUCUGUGUGAAUGGGCGCUUGCAUCCUAACAGCAAAUGCACGCACAUAGGAACUUCAUUGUUGAAGGACUAAAUACCUGAAACACCAAUCUUCUUUUGACUACAUCUUGGCAAGGUGACUAAACAGGAAGAUGACGACCAGGCGCAGCAAACCACACUCUGCCUUCCCUGUCCUGAUAAUCUUUGCUUUGUGUCUGCAAACAAGUGCAAACCACACCAAUUAUCCCAGGGUUAUAAAUGAAACCUGGAAUCCUACCAGCCAAAAUUUAAGUGGAAGCCAGAACAUAACUGAAGCCAAUACAGAUUCUCCUCUGAGCAUCAACUUCAGCAGCAAAACGACUACUUUGGAAAUGCAGACAGGGACCCUGCAAUCCUUAUCCUUCACAAUGGCUCAAAACCUUACAUCCUCCCCUGCCAGCACUGCAGUGGCAACUUCUGACACUGUAGGACUCAGGAAUUCCAGCAAACCCAAGAGUACAGGGACAAAAGAAACCUGUGAAGACAGCAAGUCUCUCAUCAUGAUCUGCUUCAUUGUAAUAGCAGUGCUCGUGCUCAUCUGCACCUUCUUAUUCCUGUCCACAGUCGUGAUAGCCAGCAAAAUGUCUCAUCUCAAGAAAGCUCAGCAGGGAAAACGCAGGCCCAGGAGCAACGGUAACAUCCUGGCGACCAACAGCUUGUGGCCAAUGGCUGCAGGGACGUGGCAGAGGAUGAAGGAGACAACUGGAACUGACUUGAUAAUGCAGGACUUGAUACCAGGGAGAGACACCACAAUCCCAAGGGAAACCGAAGAUGAAACUACCAAGAAACUCACUAAAGCAGCAGACAACAAGCAGGGAAGCAAUGAGCCAUCGAAGUCACACAAACCCAUUUUAACCAAUUAUGUAGUUGAGAUUUAAUUCACACUCAAGGAAAAAAGCAUAACUGCCUCUUGCCUUUUUUACAUCAUUAAUAUAAGGCAGAAACUUAACUUUAAAGUAACAUGAAUUUUAACACAAGAAAGCUGAAUUCAGAUCUUAGGGGUUUUCCUUCUACCACAGUGGGAAUGCUGCAGCAACCUGUAGACCUAGAAGGGAAUAAGACUGUGUUAAAUACCCUUCUAUAAACCAGAAUCAAGACCGGCUUUACUCCUGUGACCAGAACUCACGGUGGUAGGAGCUGAAGGGGGUAAAACAAAAAAGGACAGAUGCCUGCCCAUUCUCAAAGGUCACUGGGAAAGAAAGGGAAGGUCUGUUAGUGUGAUGAAUGCAGCACACCAUAAGGUGUGUGUGGUAAAACCAAGCUGCUUUUUUAAGAAAGCUGUAAUUCAGUCACCACUGAUGCAAUGACUGCAUCAGGAAUUAGUCCCUCUCCAAAUGCCCUUUCAGGUUUUUCCAUCAAGAACUUCUGAAACCAGCUUAAUUGCUUUCAAACCAGAUUGAGACAUGAAUCAUAUUUAUUGUGUUGAGUUUGUGUGUGAAGACAGGGCGUUUGUAUUGUAUGUUAGAAUAUGAUAAUGGUUUCAAUUUGUUAUCUGCAAUAAACCAGCAAUAUCCAUUUUUAAAUAA
This is a messenger RNA of Melopsittacus undulatus (budgerigar), 1558 nucleotides long. It is a transcript of the gene EVI2A, whose product is annotated as ecotropic viral integration site 2A. The record is from RefSeq and is a predicted model, not a curated record. Gene Ontology annotation, cellular component: membrane. The transcript is spliced from 2 exons. The coding region runs from base 146 to 910 and encodes 254 amino acids. NCBI's taxonomy places the organism in Eukaryota, Metazoa, Chordata, Aves, Psittaciformes, Psittaculidae.